Peronospora matthiolae is the source of this 3411-nucleotide messenger RNA. The record is from the annotation of a GenBank genome assembly. Lineage: Eukaryota; Oomycota; Peronosporomycetes; Peronosporales; Peronosporaceae.
AUGGAAUUAAUGUCAAGCAGUGAGGAUGAAAGCUACGAGAGCACUAAGGACCCUUUCCCGGCGCAACAUGAGACGCACUUAAAGCCUUCUGUCAGUCACGAUAGUCUGGAGGAUGAGCUGCUGAGCCCUUCAGCGCGCGUACGGGCAUACGACCUAACCGUAACGGCUGUGGAAGCAUGUCAGAAGCCUGUGAUCUCGGCGCGCGAGCUGCUCCUGAACUUUCGACCACCGCAGCAGAAUAUAAUUGUGUCACCUGCACAAGAGACAGCGAUUGAUGCAGCUUUGGCUGCCUAUUCCACGGUCACACCGAAGAAACAUGUUACUUCUUUGGCAACCGAGAAGAAGGAGAAAGACCUGUCGGUUGGUGAACGAAUUGCCCUAAUGUAUGGCCUCGUGGCUACGGCGAGGACGCCGCCUAAGGAAUUGACCCCAUAUCGAUUUAGUUUUGGUUCGACAAGUUUGCAUCCUACUGCUGUUCGGUGCUUAACGAAGUGCGAGGACCAACAAGACGACAAAAAUACUGCGCCUCAGGUGCUGACGAAUUUAACAAGCAAGACACGAAAAAGAUCUUUCUGGGACGUUCAAAUGGAGGAUGAAUGUACUGAAGACAAAACAUCAGAGGCAUCGGCAAUGUCUCCAUUCAGCAAUUCAGGCGAAUACAUGGUAAUGAAGCAAAAGCGGCAACGUCGGUUACAAGCGGCGGACGUUAUGGCUGGUAGCGUGAUGGGAUUUAGUCAUAAAGGUUACAGCAAUGAUGUAAACGGUAAUGUGUGGGCUGCCAGACCACGACGGCAACAUGUCUUCGGCUCUGCUCUUCCCAGAAUCGAUGACGAUGCAGACGAAUGGAUGUCCGACUCGAAGGAAGCACCUUCGAGCAACCAGACGAUUUCUAGCAAUGUUAUCGUGACGGAAGGUAAGAAAUACGUAAAUUCUGUCCGACAAAGUGCUCUGAAUAGUCGACAAAUUGAGGAGGGAAACCGAACGUCGUCGAACAAGCUAUUACAUAAUCGAGUACGAACAGACGGGAGUGAUUCUAGCGAAGAUGGCAAGGAGGUCUACACAGUCGAUCGAUGGCCGCAGCUGGAAUUGCCGAAGAUCAACGCUGGACCUAUGAUCCUAAUAUCAUCGGAGGAUGCCAACUCCAAUGCACUUGAAGUAUGUGCGAAUAUGAACAGUUAUCUGUGUGACUAUCAGCGCGAAGGUGUUAAUUUUCUUUACAGCGCUUAUCGGCGGAACACUGGCGCAAUUUUGGGUGACGACAUGGGUCUAGGAAAGACGAUUCAGGUCAUUGCAUUCUUAUCAGCGAUUCUUGGCAAGCGUGGUGAUUAUCGUGACAAAGAUGCCUGGAGAGUACUGCUGCGCCAGCGUCGUGAGCGGUUUAAUGACAGUGAUUGCAUGGGUCAUCCAGAAGACUGGGAAUUUAGCUUUGAUGGUGAGACGGCGCCAAUUUUAAUCGCAAUGCCUGCAUCUUUGCUUCAAAACUGGGAACAAGAGCUUUGUACUUGGAUGAGUUGCACUACUGUCAUCUUGCGCGGAAGAUCGAGUGACCGCGACGCAAUGAUCGACCAGAUUGCCAGGGGGGAAUACGAAAUCGUCAUUUGCAGCUAUGAUAUUCUGAAGAUGUAUACGAGUCGGUUGUACAAAAUUCCGUGGGAGACUGUGAUCUUGGAUGAAAUGCACUGCCUGAAGAACCCCGAAUCUCAACUUACUAAAGCUGUCAAAGCGAUUCUGUGCCGCAAGAAGCUUGGACUUACUGGUACAUUGAUGCAAAAUAAUGAGAAGGAACUUCAUUGCUUGGUUGACACAAUCGCCCCGGGAGCUAUUGGGUCGUGGAUCGAGUUUAGUAUGUAUUACGGAAACGAUAUCAAAUAUGGUAGGAAAAAGUCUGCUGCUCCUGAAGCCGUUCAGCGAAGUCGUCACAAAGAAAAAGAGCUGCGCAGAAAGCUGCGACUGUACUACCUUCGGCGAGAGAAAGAAGUCAAUCCGACGUUUCGAGAAGUCAAAAAGAAUGACCAAGUGAUUUUCUGUGACCUUACGCCGCUGCAGAUGGCAGCAUAUCGACGGGUAUUGGCGAUGCCCGAGUUUCAACUUCUUCGACGAGGCGAAGAGAAAUGCGAUUGCGGUCGCGAUAGUAACGAGAAACGAAAAAAGUGCUGCUAUAAAACACCUAAAGAUAUCAGUGAUGCCCCUGGAUUGCUGUACGAGCGUUUUUACGACGAUAAACCGUGCAGCUAUUGCCCAAAUUGCAUGUGUCUUCCAUGUGUGGCCAUGCUGUUGAAGCUAUCGAAUCAUUUAGAGUUACUGAAGGUUAAUCCGUGUGAUGGGUUGGAGAUACAACAGUACCAAGCUGAAUUUGCAAGAACAGCUUUCGGUAGCGACCUCGAUGCUGUUGGGGGUGUAAACCAGGUGUCAAGCUUUCAAGAAAUGUGCUCUAUAUCGACGAAGGCGUGCGGGAAGAUGAUAGUACUAGAGAAGUUGCUGUCGGUGUGGAAGAAACGCCGGGAACGCGCUCUUAUCUUUAGUCGAAGCACUCGAAUGCUGGACAUCAUCCAGCUCUUUAUAAUUGCAAAGGCGACAAGGUACAGUCGACUGGACGGAACGACGAAAGUGGAGGAGCGUUUGCAAAUGGUCAAUGACUUCAACAAUCCUGACAGCAAUACUACUGUGUUUUUGAUCAGUACGAGGGCUGGCGGUGUGGGUCUAAACUUACAAAGUGCAACGAAUGUCGUGAUUUUUGACCCCAGCUGGAACCCAGCACACGACUGUCAGGCUCAGGAUCGGGCGUAUCGGAUCGGUCAGACCAAAGAUGUGCAGGUUUACAGACUUAUUACCCUCGGAACAAUCGAAGAGAUGAUCUACGUUCGGCAAAUUUAUAAGCAGCAGCUCAGCGACACGACCUUGAAGGGUGCCAACGCACCCCGUUACUUUGAAGGUGUUCAAGGAAACCCACACCAGCGGGGAGAGCUCUUCGGUAUCGCGAACUUGAUCGAUUGGAAACCAGGUGGUGUGCUCAAGGGAAUCCAGGACGCGUACCAGCGGAGCCAUGACGGCUUGAUAGUGCAGCAAAACCGAGUUCGGUAUGACGCUGUGUCCAUGCGGAAGUCGACGAAAAAGUCGAGCACGAAGAUUCGACCGUCCGCGGUUGACAAUGAUGAUGGUGAAAUGAUCGAGGUGGCCAACGAAAUCGUGUCGGAGAUGACGAUACCAGAAGACUCACGGGCACCGAUUCCCGCGAAAGAAAUGGCUGCUGGAGUCAAUAGUGACACAUGUUGUAAGGACAUGGACGCGCUUUUGAAUGAAGCCUCAAAAUUUUGCCACGAUGAGAUCCUUAGUAAGCCAGAAGACGAGCAGAACGACAGAACCGGAGACGUUCGGCUGGACGAACGUGGACGGCAAUGUGGAAGCGACUGA